This is a messenger RNA of Clarias gariepinus (North African catfish), 1289 nucleotides long. It is a transcript of the gene nme4, whose product is annotated as NME/NM23 nucleoside diphosphate kinase 4. The record is from RefSeq and is a predicted model, not a curated record. Gene Ontology annotation, molecular function: nucleoside diphosphate kinase activity. NCBI's taxonomy places the organism in Eukaryota, Metazoa, Chordata, Actinopteri, Siluriformes, Clariidae. The transcript is spliced from 5 exons. The coding region runs from base 114 to 713 and encodes 199 amino acids. Gene Ontology annotation, biological process: CTP biosynthetic process; UTP biosynthetic process; GTP biosynthetic process.
UGACAGCGGAAAAGCAACCUCAGACAUCUCAGAGUAGUACACUGGCGCGCUUCCUCGGUUGUCUGUACAGAGUUGAGGGAGCUUGAGCACUGUCUGUGACACGUCUGUGCGUAAUGAUGGCGGGUGUUGUACGGUGUGUGUUGCAGCGGUUUCCCAUGAGCAGCAGGAAACGGAUCAUCGUGCCGUGCACAGGAGUGCUGCUGCCUCAGCACCUGACGCACGCGCGGACCAACAGCAGCGCCUCAGAUGUUCCUGGUGUAAAAGAACGCACUUUAGUUGCCAUCAAGCCAGAUGGAGUUCAGAGGCGUCUGAUUGGUCACAUCAUUAAACGCUUUGAGCAGCGAGGGUUCCGCUUGGUAGGUCUGAAAAUGGUGCAGGUAUCUAAAGAAUUACUUGACCAGCAUUAUGUGGCUCAUUGUAAGAAACCAUUCUACCCCAGCAUACUGCAGUAUAUGACCUCCGGGCCUGUGGUGGCGAUGGUGUGGGAGGGCCACAAUGUAAUCAAGUCAACACGUAUGCUAGUGGGAAACACAAACCCAGCUGAAGCUGCACCUGGAACUCUGAGAGGAGACUUUAGCAUUCAUGUUAGCAGGAACGUCGUGCACGCCUCUGACUCACCUGAAGUGGCGCAAAAAGAGAUCUCGCUUUGGUUUCAGCACUCUGAGCUGAUUGACUGGGUGUGUUGUGACCACGGCAACAUCUAUGGUCAAUGAGUGUGUGUUUGUUAGUUAGGUAUCUUAAUCAUUUUUUUAAAAGAAAAUUAUUUAUAAAAUAUAUUAAUACUACUGAUACAAUAUAUAUUUGAAUCAUUAGAAUUUUCUUUUUUUACAGUUCGAAAGUAAAAUUGGGUCUGUGUGCAUGGACUUUGCAUGGUCUCUGCAUUCUUAGUGGGUUUCCUCAGGUACUCUGGUUUAAUCCUGUGUUCGAAGACAUGCAGAUUAUGACUGACGUUUCUAAAUUGCCUACAGGCUUUCCAAGACCCCAUACAGGAUAAGCAGUAUAGAGAGAGGAAAUAAAAGAAUAAUAUAGGGCAUUGCAAAAUAUAGAAGAUAGUAAUGUAUAAAAACUAAGAAAUGUUUACAGUUAUUGCAGUAUGAUAAUUUUCAUAAUGAGUACAAAGAUGCAAAAGCAGUUUUAUGUGUCUUUGUUGGUCACGCCUUACUUCUUCAUAUUAAAUAAAAUGAAAUGAUGCGGAAUAAAUUUAAUAAAUGGGAACAAAUGGCUAACUACAACAGCCUGUCUAAGGAUUUAAAUUUUUUUAUAUUUUUAAAUAAAAAAAUCUGUUGUUU